Messenger RNA from Cherax quadricarinatus, 2621 nucleotides. The record is from RefSeq and is a predicted model, not a curated record. NCBI's taxonomy places the organism in Eukaryota, Metazoa, Arthropoda, Malacostraca, Decapoda, Parastacidae.
GCAGAUGAUGAGUGAGCGUUCUCGUACCAGCUGACAAAUAUGACAUACUCUUGGCAAGCUGCCUCCCUCCCAGUGUUGAUGGUGAUGCUUGUGUUGACCUCUGGGACUUCCCUCAUCUGGAAUUUACCUAAACAGGCAGGCGGGACCUUGCAGACGGAGGACCUUCAACCAGGCUACUGGGCGACCAUACAUGCGCCCGCUAGCUGGGAGCAGCACCAGAACACACCACCGCAGAAUACAUUCAAGAGAAGAAAACGUCAAGAUGAGGUCUUGCAUUCAACACCAGCCAACCUGAGAGUAGUGUCGAUUGGACAAGACUACGUUGACCUAGAAUGGCAGUAUGGAGAGGAAGGUGUGGAGUUCCUGGUGAACGUGUACUACUCAGGAGAGCAGUUUGCUAAGGACCAGUUUGCCCGAGGAACGUCUGCAAGGGUGGGCGGGCUGGCUCCGGGCACCGACUACACACUGAGGGUCAAGGCUUUCAAGGCUCUUCCUCAUGCCCGUCGAGCAUACAGCGCAGAAAGUGAACCUGUUUCAGCCACAACUCAAGAUGUGGUGAUGCCAAAACCAAGCAACCUGCGGGUACUGACAACUAAUAGUGAAUAUAUCGACAUAGAUUGGCAGUUUGACGGAGAUCAAAGAGACGUAGAGUACACAGUGAAGGUUUUCUACAGUAGCGGAGAGUUAGCUAAAGAACAGGGGUCACGAGUAGCGUCAGCGAGGGUGGGCGAACUGGCUCCAAGUACCGAUUACACAGUGUCAGUGAUGGCGUUUAAGGCUCUCCCUCGAGGUCGCCGAGCUAACAGUCCUGAUAGCGAUCCUGUCUCCGUUAGAACUCAAGAUGUGGUGAUUCCAAAACCAAGCAACCUGCGGGUACUGACAACUAAUAGUGAAUAUAUCGACAUAGAUUGGCAGUUUGACGGAGAUCAAAGAGACGUAGAGUACACAGUGAAGGUUUUCUACAGUAGUGGAGUGUUAGCUAAAGAACAGGGGUCACGAGUAGCGUCAGCGAGGGUGGGCGAACUGGCUCCAAGUACCGAUUACACAGUGUCAGUGAUGGCGUUUAAGGCUCUCCCUCGAGGUCGCCGAGCUAACAGUCCUGAUAGCGAUCCUGUCUCCGUUAGAACUCAAGGGACUUCCCCGCCAGUCACUCCACCAACUCGCCCCACUACACCACCACCUCCACCAACUCGCCCCACUACACCACCACCUCCACCAACUCGCCCCACUACACCACCACCUCCACCAACUCGCCCCACUACACCACCACCUCCAUCAACUCGCCCUACUACACCACCACCUCCAACACCAGCUGGUUGUGGUGAGGGUUUGUGCUCCUGUCCCUCUCCUAACGAGCGUUUCUGCGUCUUCUGUCAGAGUAUGGAAACUUGCAACAAUCUAGACAAGGAAGAAGCGUGCAGCGUGGUACCAGAGAGGAACGACAUCAACAUGACCGUCAGUGUUCUCUCCUGUGGAUUUCAGAUCAUCGUAAACGUGGAAGGAAUUGUCCGAGAAAAUGGAGGACUUGUGUGUGGGACGUCCAAAGGAGUGCCAGUAGAGACAGUAGUGAUGGCAGAAUGUUGGGGCAGCGUCACGUUGUUGGCACAGUGCCGCCCUGAUGGCAUGUGGCACCCAUAUGGCAAGAACCAGGGCCAGGCACCCUCCACGCAACACCUGUGUCAAGAUAAUAUCGUCAACUCUCCUGUGUGUGGUAAGCGGCCCAGGUACAGAAGUCUCGGUGCAAGCAAUCCGCUGAACAGGAAGCAACAACCACAAUGGCCUUGGCUGGCUGCUGUCAUCAUCAACGGGAAUCAUGGCUGCACGGCCACCGUCAUCACUCACGACUAUGUUCUCUCAGCUGCUCACUGCCUCACCAGAUCACAGGCGUCCAGUCAGGCAGUGAAUGCAGAAGACAUCAGAGUACAACACAUCCAGACCAACGGACAACUCGUUACGUCAUAUAUUAGCAGUGUGCAUCUGUUUCCGGAUUACAAACCAGGACGGAGACCUUCUAAUGACGUAUCUCUGCUUCGCUUGAAGAAUGCAAUCACCUUCUCCUACCAUAUACAGCCGGCUUGUGUCUUAACCCAAGACUUUCCUGGUGAAAAAACAGCUGUUACAUUUAAGCAUCAGAGCGGAGAUUACAAUUGGGAUGUAAUUCUUCAGCAACACGACUCUCGGUGUGAUUCUGCGCACAGCGCGUGUUCCAGAGCUACCAACAUUGACUCCAACCAGUUCUGCGCGAAUGAUAUUGUGUCCGAGAGAUUCUUAGAGGAAGGAUCAUCGGGAGGACCUUACCUAGUGAACGUUGGAACUCGUGCUCAGGAUCAGUGGGUGGUUGCUGGCCUGGUAACUUUCCACACCCAGGACACCUGUGGGAAACCACUCACUAUCUUCACCUCCCUGGUCAACUUCUGGCCUUGGAUCUCCCAAUGUGUGCACGAAGGAAAGUGUACAACUUAGCAUGAUCACUUAAUUCAUCCUGUGAUUAGAAUUUUAACUGGUAUGAUUUUGUGAUAUUCUUUUAAAGUUACUAUGUAAAUAUUAUUAUAAUAUACUUCAAGAUUCUGAUGAUGGAUGAAAAUUCGUCAGUAACGUCAAUAAAUAAAUCGGAUAAAUAA